GAAAUAGGUUUGUCUGUCUUCCCUGUCAAGAUCUAGGGUUUUCCAAUCUGUUCAAAGAUCUGUUUGAAGCUAGUUUUCUCUCUGUCUUGCCCUUACAAGAAGAUCAAAUCGAGUUCAUGUUGAUCCACCAAGAAACCUACAGCAAUCACAAAUUAUUAGGAUUUUUCAGCCCUCCAAAUUUCAUGCUAUGAUUCCUGUACUUGGAUAAAAUCAAGAUGGAAAGAAAUAGCAGCACCGAAUGCUCAAAGACAACAACGACCCCAUCUAAACAAAACCACCUUCCGCCGGAGGCCGAGAGCGAAACCGAAGACAACGACGGUGAAAGUAAGCCUAGAAAUGUAGGAAGCUCGAGCAACAGCACGGUGGAAGAGAACGAUAAGAAGCCAUCCGUUAGGCCUUAUGUCAGAUCCAAGACGCCGAGGCUCCGAUGGACACCGGACCUCCACCUUGGCUUCAUUCACGCCGUCGAGCGACUCGGUGGACAAGACAGAGCUACUCCGAAGUUGGUUCUUCAGCUGAUGAACAUAAAAGGACUUAGCAUCGCUCAUGUCAAGAGCCACCUACAGAUGUAUAGAAGCAAGAAGAUUGAUGAUCCAAGAAAAGCCAUGAAUGAUCAUAGGCAUCUUGUGGAAAGUGGAGAUCGAAAUAUUUAUAACUUCAACCAACUUCCCAUGCUGCAAGGCUAUAAGAAUCAUCACCAAAGUUCUCGAUACAUAAUUCUUAUACGAGCCAGUUUCAUCGAUGAACAAAGACCAGGAUUGCAUGGAACCGUGAUGGAGAGGAUCUUUGGCAGUAAUAGGACGACAAAUUAUGCUUCCCCUUUCAAUGUAUUGAAGAAAGAAUUUUCAUCGUUCCUUACUCAUCCAAGUACUCAACCCAAAGUAGAAUACGGGACAAGUUUUAGCCGGAACAGUGCACAUGGGCGUAAGGCGAUGAAAAGAUCGAUAUCGGACAGCAAUCUCGACUUGGAUCUAUCUUUACGGUUAACAUUGCUGAACGAGGAGCGGCGGAGAUUGGUGGAGGAAGACGAUGUCGGCCGUGACUUAUCACUAUCGUUGUGCUCACCGCCGCUACCGUCAAAGGUUAGCAGAUUGGAAGGAGAAGAUAGUAGUAGGGGGAGUGGAAGAAGGGUAAGUACUCUUGAUCUGACUAUAUGA
Hibiscus syriacus is the source of this 1157-nucleotide messenger RNA. Its product is annotated as two-component response regulator ARR18-like. Gene Ontology annotation, molecular function: DNA-binding transcription factor activity; DNA binding. The coding region runs from base 216 to 1157 and encodes 313 amino acids. The transcript has 5 exons. Lineage: Eukaryota; Viridiplantae; Streptophyta; Magnoliopsida; Malvales; Malvaceae. The record is from RefSeq and is a predicted model, not a curated record.